Molecule: messenger RNA, 4272 nt
Organism: Panthera uncia (snow leopard)
Lineage: Eukaryota; Metazoa; Chordata; Mammalia; Carnivora; Felidae
Biological process (GO): virion assembly; proteolysis; DNA integration
Molecular function (GO): zinc ion binding; aspartic-type endopeptidase activity; RNA-DNA hybrid ribonuclease activity
Source: RefSeq, a predicted model, not a curated record
AUGGCCAACCUUCGGCGUUGGAUGGCCAACCGAAGGAACUUUCUGCCUCCUUAUAAUUGCAAAGUGAAAUCAAAGAUUUUUCUACCGGGUUGCAAGGGACACCCGGAUCAGAUUCCCUACAUUCUUGUAUGGCAGAGUUUAGUGGAAAAUCCACCCCCUUGGUUGGCCCCCUUCCUAUCCUCGGGAACGUGUAAGGUCCUUGCCAUGUGGCCUGCAAGUCCCCCAAAAUCAAGGACGCCAGCAGCGCCCUUGUAUCCCAUAUUUCCCGAUAGUCAGGACCUACUAUCCCUAGACCCUCCACCCUAUCAUCCCCCUCCCCUCGCACCCCAGGGGAAACGGGAGGAUGGGAAGGGGCAGCUGCGCCAGACAGAACCGGGGGGACGGGAGGCAGCAGCCGCGCCGAGCCCCAUUGAAAAUGGAACAAACCGCGAGGGGCCAGCCGGUCGAACCCACGGGCGCACCCAGCAUGAGCCAAACCCCCGCCUCCCUGACUCCACUGUGGCCCUACCCCUGCGGGAAAUAGGACCCCCCGAUGAAACAGGCAACCCCCGACUCCAGUAUUGGCCCUUUUCCACCAGUGACCUUUACAACUGGAAAACGCAGAACGCUCGAUUCUCUGAUAACACUAAAGACCUAAUAGCUCUUUUAGACAGUGUCAUGUUCACCCACCAGCCCACCUGGGACUACUGUCAGCAGCUCCUCCGCAUCCUGUUCACUACAGAGGAGCGAGAGAGGAUCCAAUUAGAAGCAAGAAAGCUGGUUCCUGGAGACGACGGUCAGCCGACAUCUAACACUGAUCUCAUUAAUGUGGCUUUCCCCCUAACCAGACCUCCACAGGACGAAUGGGACUAUAACACGGCAGAAGGUAGGGGAAGGCUACUCAUUUAUCGCCAGACUCUAAUGGCGGGUCUCCGGGCUGCAGCUCGCAAGCCCACCAAUUUGGCUAAGGUAUAUUCGGUCUUACAGGGAAAGGCAGAGAGUCCAGCUGCUUACUUAGAGAGAUUAAUGGAAGACUUUAGGCAGUUUACCCCCAUGGAUCCAGAAGUCCCUGAGAACCAGGCUGCAGUCGUUAUGUCCUUUGUAAAUCAAGCAGCUCCUGACAUUAAAAGGAAACUCCAAAGGCUAGAGGAUUUAGAAGGUAAACAGAUCCAGGAUCUACUCCGUAUAGCACAACGGGUCUACAACAACAGGGACGCCCCAGAAGAGAGACAGAUUAAAGCCACAGAGAAAAUGACUAAAGUCCUGGCCGCUAUAGUCCAGAAAGAACAGCCACCCCCAGAAGGCAUUCAAACAAUGCGCCCUCCCAGGCGGCACUUAGAUAAAGAUCAAUGUGCCUAUUGUAAAGAGAAAGGCCAUUGGAUACGAGAAUGCCCCAAGAAGAAACAACACCGCCCCAGCCAAGGGCAAUGGCAGCCUAAAAUAGCCCCCAUACUGUUUACCCAAGAUACAGAAUAGGGAGGACGGGGUUCGGAUCCCCUCCCUGAACCUAGGGUAACGUUGCAAGUGGAGGGGACCCCGGUCCAGUUCCUAGUUGAUACCGUGGCACAGCACUCAGUUUUGGUCAAGCCCCAUGGAAAAGUAUCUGAAAAAUCAUCCUGGGUACAAGGGGCCACCAGAAUAAAGAAGUACCUCUGGACAACUCAGAGGACUGUGGACUUAGGAACUGGGAAGGUAACCCACUCCUUCCUGGUCAUACCCGACAGCCCCUGGCCCCUGUUGGGGAGGGAUUUGCUUACCAAAAUGGGGGCCCAAAUUCAUUUCCAACCGGGGGGGCCCACAGUGACUGACGUCCACAACCAACCCAUAUCUGUACUUACUGUGAAACUAGAAGAUGAAUAUAGGCUCCAUCAGGAACCCACUCCUCGGGAUCAGGGCAUCGAGCCUUGGCUUCAACGCUUCCCAGAUGCGUGGGCAGAAACAGGUGGUAUGGGGUUAGCAAAACAUCGCCCAGCCCUAUUUAUAGAGGUUAAGCCCGGGACAGACCCCAUCUGCGUGUGCCAAUACCCUAUGCCCACGGAAGCCAAAAAUGGCAUCACACCGCACAUCCGCCGCCUCCUUGACUUCAGGGUCCUACGCACCUGUCACUCAGCAUGGAAUACCCCACUGCUGCCCAUGCGCAAACCCAAUAGCGGGGAAUACAGACCAGUGCAGGACCUGAGAGAAGUCAAUAAGCGGGUGAUGGACACACAUCCAACCGUUCCUAACCCCUAUACUCUCCUGAGAGCCCUCAGCCCAGAAAAACAAUGGUAUACUGUUCUGGAUCUAAAAGAUGCUUUUUUCAGCCUACCACUAGUGCCUAAAAGUCAAGAGCUAUUUGCAUUCGAGUGGACAGAUCCAGACAGGGGCAUAAAUGGCCAGCUCACUUGGACCAGACUGCCACAAGGAUUCAAGAACUCUCCGACCCUGCUCGACGAGGCUCUACACGAAGAUUUAAGUGAGUACAGACAACAACACCCUAAUAUAACUCUCCUACAGUAUGUUGAUGAUCUCUUAAUAGCUGCCGAGACACCCGAAACCUGCAUCCAGGGAACCGAAGGUCUCCUGCGAACUCUGGGAACCUUAGGCUACCGCGCCUCAGCAAAGAAGGUUCAAAUCUGCAAGUCAGAGGUAACUUACCUGGGUUACUUACUGAGAGGGGGGCAACACUGGCUAACGGAUGCCGGGAAGGAGACUGUCCUUCGUAUUCCCAGACCGCAGACACCAUGACAGGUGAGGGAAUUCCUAGGGUCGGCUGGGUUCUGCAGACGAUGGAUACCAGGGUUUGCUGAAUUAGCAAAACCUUUAUACCAGGCAACAAAAGAUCAACAGCCCUUUAGUUGGACGGAAGAAGCUGAACAGGCCUUCCAACAAAUCAAAACUGCUCUGUUAUCAGCACCUGCCCUGGGACUCCCCGAUGUCUCCAAACCCUUCCACCUAUAUGUAGAUGAAAACCAGGGCAUAGCCAAGGCGGUGCUAACCCAGCAUUUGGGCCCUUGGUGCAGGCCAGUAGCCUAUCUGUCUAGAAAGCUAGAUCCAGUGGCUGCCGGAUGGACACCCUGUCUCCGGAUGAUUGCAGCCACUGCCCUAAUGGUAAAGGACACUGAUAAGCUGACCAUGGGCCAAGAGCUACAAGUCACCACCCCGCAUGUCAUCGAGGGCAUCCUCAAGCAGCCGCCUGACCGAUGGCUGAGCAAUGCCCGACUCACUCAUUACCAGGGACUGCUGUUGAACCCCCUCAGGGUCAUCUUCACCCCCCCAAUGGCCCUGAACCCAGCAUCACUGCUGCCAGACCCAGACAUGGGAACCCCACUUCAUGACUGCGCUGACAUACUGGCUCAAGUUUAUGGGGUCCGGGAAGACUUGCAGGAUCAGCCAUUAUCGGACGCAGACGCCAUCUGGUUUACCGAUGGAAGCAGCUUCGUUCACCAAGGACAAAGGUAUGCGGGGGCGGCCGUGACUUCAGAGACCGAGGUGGUGUGGGCAGAAGCUUUACGCCCCGGAACCUCGGCCCAGAAGGCUGAGCUAAUAGCCUUAACCCAGGCCCUAAAGUUAGGAAGAGAUCGCAAGCUAACCGUGUACACUGAUAGCCGAUAUGCCUUCGCCACCGCUCAUGUACAUGGGGCGAUAUACAGAGAACGGGGGCUCCUCACAGCUGAAGGGAAAGACAUCAGAAAUAAAGAAGAGAUUCUAGCCCUGCUAGCAGCCUUAUGGGAACCCAAAAAGCUAGCAAUUGUGCAUUGCCCAGGACACCAGAAGACAACCGACCCAGUUUCCCGGGGCAACAAUUUGGCCGAUCAGACUGCAAAAAACAUAGCUCGGCCCCCAGCGCAAUUGCUGACCCUACAGCUGCCGGACCCCGGACCCCGGGAAUUGCCCCCCAGCCCUGAGUAUUCAGAAAGCGACAUUCAAUGGAUGAGUAAACUUCCUAUGACCAGAAUCAAAAAUGGCUGGUGGAGAGACUCUAAAAGCAGCAGUAUACUCCCAGAUAAACUAGGAUGGCAAGUUCUAGAGCGGAUCCAUCGCAGCACCCACUUAGGUUCCCGGCGAAUGUUGGACUUACUGAGACAGACUGGACUAAAAAUCAGAAAUGUCUCUGAUAAGGUCGAUCAAGUAGUCACUAAAUGUACAGUGUGCCAACUCAACAAUGCGAGUAGCAAUCCUCAGACAACAGGGGUAAGACAAAGAGGGAGCAGACCGGGUACCUAUUGGGAAGUAGAUUUCCCUGAGGUAAAACCAGGAAAAUAUGGAUAUAAGUAUUUGCUAGUUUUUGUAGAUACCUUUUCAGGUAUCUGA